This is a messenger RNA of Juglans microcarpa x Juglans regia, 1488 nucleotides long. Its product is annotated as probable inactive purple acid phosphatase 16. Gene Ontology annotation, molecular function: hydrolase activity, acting on ester bonds. The coding region runs from base 195 to 1367 and encodes 390 amino acids. The record is from RefSeq and is a predicted model, not a curated record. The transcript is spliced from 6 exons. Gene Ontology annotation, cellular component: cytoplasm. Lineage: Eukaryota; Viridiplantae; Streptophyta; Magnoliopsida; Fagales; Juglandaceae.
GAGCGUAUGAAAACACGAAUCAUUGACCGUAAUUGCAACCGCAUCCUAAUUGAUACCCAAAAAAAAAACCAAAGAAUAUACCCAAAUCCUCACGUGUCAUUUCAGCGUUCUUCCCACCCACAACAAUACCUACCGCAACCGUCAUCUGGUCGACAGCAACAACCCAUUCCUGCUCUUUUCUCUGCUCUCCGACUAUGGAGAUCAGCUUCCCAACCCCAGACAAGCUCACGAUCUUCUUCUUCGCCUGCUUCUCUCUCUGCUUCCACUUCAUCCUGGCCGUCGGAUUCGAACACCAAGAAGUGCUUGCCCUACCGACCAGGCCGAAUAAGUACAAGCACCUCCAAAUGCGGGCGGGGGCACCCUUCAAAAUCGCUAUCUUUUCUGACCUGCAUUUUGGGGAGAACGCCUGGACGGACUGGGGGCCUCGCCAGGACGUCAACUCUGUAAAGGUCAUGAAUACUGUUCUGGACGAUGAAAAUCCAGAUUUUGUUAUAUACCUUGGAGAUGUCAUUACGGCAAAUAAUAUACUAAUUGCAAAUGCCAGCUUGUAUUGGGAUCAGGCAAUCUCUCCAACAAAAUCCAGGGGUAUUCCAUGGGCCAGUGUAUUUGGAAACCAUGACGAUGCACUGUUUGAAUGGCCAAUGGAAUGGUUUUCAGCCCCUGGAAUUCCUCAACUUAUUUGCCCAGAAGCGAACUCAACACAUUCAGGAGCAGAAGCAUGUAGCUUCAGUGGCACACAUCGUCUGGAGUUGAUGAAACACGAGAUUGACCGUCAUGCACUAUCUUUUUCCAAAAAUGGUCCUAAAGAACUUUGGCCUAGUGUAUCAAACUAUGUUCUCCAAGUCUCAUCAUCAGACGGUCCAAAGUCACCAGUGGUAUACCUGUACUUUUUAGAUUCUGGUGGUGGGUCCUACCCAGAAGUUAUAUCAAGUGCCCAAGCAGAUUGGUUCCGGCAUAAAUCUGAAGAGAUCAACCCUGACUCAAGGGUGCCUGAGCUAAUAUUCUGGCACAUACCAAGUCAAGCAUACAAGAAGGUUGCUCCACGGUUUGGAAUACACCAGCCUUGCGUGGGCUUAAUUAACAAGGAAAGUGUUGCUGCUCAAGAAGCUGAAUUGGGUAUCAUGAAACUUCUUACUAAAAGGCCUUCUGUCAAGGCAAUAUUUGUUGGACACAACCAUGGAUUGGACUGGUGUUGCCCCAAUGAGAAACUCUGGCUGUGCUUUGCAAGACAUACUGGUUAUGGUGGCUAUGGAGACUGGGCUAGAGGAGCUAGAAUUCUAGAAAUCACCCAGAAGCCCUUCUCGGUUAAAUCUUGGAUAAGGAUGGAGGACAAUGUAGUACACAGUAGAGUCAUCUUAAGUCCUUAAAUCCUAUAUUACCUUGUGUACAAAUAUAGAAAGGAAGAUAAGCCAGUUUGUAUAUGUGUGUGUGAGUAUUUGCCUUUUAGUGUGAUGUGACAUUUUCAACUAUUCAAUUGUAUGUCUAGUU